AUGGUGAAAGGCACAUCAAACACAGUUCCUCGUCUUGCCCGUAUGGCUAGUGAUUAUCUGGCAAUUAUAGCAUCCUCUGUUGUUUCUGAACGUGCCUUCUCUGCUGGUGGAAGCAUGAUUACAAAUAAGAGAUCUAGCUUGAUGCCUAAGACC
Molecule: messenger RNA, 153 nt
Organism: Ambispora gerdemannii
Lineage: Eukaryota; Fungi; Glomeromycota; Glomeromycetes; Archaeosporales; Ambisporaceae
Source: the annotation of a GenBank genome assembly